This is a messenger RNA of Brassica napus (rape), 630 nucleotides long. Its product is annotated as nuclear transcription factor Y subunit A-5. Gene Ontology annotation, cellular component: CCAAT-binding factor complex. Gene Ontology annotation, molecular function: DNA-binding transcription factor activity, RNA polymerase II-specific; RNA polymerase II cis-regulatory region sequence-specific DNA binding. Lineage: Eukaryota; Viridiplantae; Streptophyta; Magnoliopsida; Brassicales; Brassicaceae. The record is from RefSeq and is a predicted model, not a curated record. Bases 1 to 630 code for a protein of 209 amino acids. The transcript is spliced from 4 exons. Gene Ontology annotation, biological process: regulation of transcription by RNA polymerase II.
AUGGCGAUGGAUAUAUUUCAAGAGCUUCCUGACGCGCAUGAGUUCGAAAACAAGGACAAUGAUGCCAACCUGGGUUACAUCGUAAGCCCAGCGGGGAAGGCUAUUGCAAGUUAUACCAAGUCAGCAACCACCUCGUCCAUGGUGUCUCACGAUUCUGUGUUUCCUCCUCCUCCUCCUACUUAUUUCAAUGGCUUCUUGGCUCCUGAAUAUGCAUCUCAACCAACGGUGCUGCCGCAUGUAGAGAUGAUGGGUUUGUUUACUUCAAGAGUGCCAUUGCCGCAUAACUAUCAAGAGAGUGAACCAAUGUUCGUCAAUGCCAAACAGUACCAUGCCAUUCUACGUCGCAGGAAGCAUCGUGCUAAGCUUGAAGCUCAAAACAAACUCAUCAAAAGCCGUAAACCGUACCUUCAUGAGUCUCGCCAUCUUCAUGCUUUGAAGAGAGCUAGAGGCUCCGGUGGACGUUUCCUCAAUACAAAGAAGCUUCAAGAAUCAUCAUCAAACUCCCUCUGUUCUAGUUCGGUCACACCCAGCUCCAGUUCAGACCGUGACAACAUGUUCCAAAACCCAACAUUCAGAUUCUCAGGGUAUCCAUCAACACACCAUGUCUCAGCUCUCAUGUCAGGGACUUGA